This is a messenger RNA of Cavia porcellus (domestic guinea pig), 1701 nucleotides long. RefSeq names its product dual specificity phosphatase 22 (gene Dusp22). NCBI's taxonomy places the organism in Eukaryota, Metazoa, Chordata, Mammalia, Rodentia, Caviidae. The record is from RefSeq and is a predicted model, not a curated record. The coding region runs from base 139 to 753 and encodes 204 amino acids. The transcript is spliced from 7 exons. Gene Ontology annotation, biological process: signal transduction; protein dephosphorylation. Gene Ontology annotation, molecular function: protein tyrosine/serine/threonine phosphatase activity; protein tyrosine phosphatase activity. Gene Ontology annotation, cellular component: cytosol.
GCCCCACCCCCUCCCGCCCGCGGGGGCGAGCGAGAGCCCGGCCCUCUGGGCGCGGGGGCGCGCGGGAGCCCAGCCCCCUGGCGGCGCGCCCCGGCGUGCGGCCGCGCUGUCGCAGCAGGCCACUCGCCGCCGGCCGCCAUGGGGAACGGCAUGAACAAGAUCCUGCCUGGCUUGUACAUCGGCAACUUCAAAGAUGCCAGAGAUGUGGAACAAUUGAGCAAGAACAAGGUGACACACAUUCUGUCUGUCCAUGAUAGUGCCAGGCCCAUGUUGGAGGGAGUUAAAUACCUGUGCAUUCCAGCAGCGGAUUCGCCAUCUCAAAACCUGACAAGACACUUCAAAGAAAGCAUUAAAUUCAUCCACGAGUGCCGAUUGCAGGGGGAAGGCUGCCUUGUGCACUGCCUGGCUGGGGUCUCCAGGAGCGUGACACUGGUGAUCGCGUACAUCAUGACUGUCACCGACUUCGGCUGGGAGGACGCCCUGCACACUGUGCGUGCGGGGAGAUCCUGUGCCAACCCAAACCUGGGCUUCCAGCGGCAGCUGCAGGAGUUUGAGCAGCACGAGGUCCACCAGUACCGGCGGUGGCUGAGGGAAGUGUACGGAGAGAACCCUUUGCGGGAUGCAGAAGAAGCCAAAACCAUUCUGGGUAAAUACAAAGAGCAAGGGCGCGUGGACUCGCAGCCGGGCGCCAGGCGGUGGAGCAGCUUCUCGGCCCUGCCUCCUCUGGCCUACAACUCUCCACCGGAGACCUAGAGCAGAGGGAUCUGCGCGCCUGCCUGCCGCUUGUCCUCCGUGCCGCAGUGGCUGCGUGGUGGUUUGCCAGCUGCUGCCCCAGAACCGAGGGGCUGCCUGGAGGCCUGGACUCCGCCCAGCCCUGCUCCAAGCGCCUGCGCUCCGCCCUCCUGCGUCCUGACCUCGCCUGCCAGCGGGUGCUUCCCGGCCCGGCUGCCACACACCGCAUGUGCACGUGCGCGUGUGUGUGCGCGGCACGGUGAGGUUGUGUGCUCACGAGUGUGUACAAGUGUGUGCAUCACAGGAGCACACGUGUGUGAAUGCUGGAUGCUCGCGUUGCCGGAAGUCAAAUCCGAGCUGCCGGGGUUGGCGUGGCCGCUUUUCCCUCCCUGCUCUCCACGGACAAGGCCCUUGCGCCCAACUGCGGAGAAGCUGUGGGUCGCAGCGUCUGCACCGUGAACAGACAGCAGAGGUGACUGGGGCUGCGCAGCUGGGAGCCGGGCUCUCCCGGAACCUGCGGGCCCUUCUCCAGGAGGCUGCGCCAGGGCCCUUGGCAGUGAGGGUGCCCCGCAGGGGAACGCUUGGCGCACUGACUCAGGCCAGGCUGAGUGCUGCAGGUCCUGGGCCCCCUGCCGCCCGCGUGGGCCCUGUCAGCCUGCCGCGUCCCCGAGGUCCGCUCGGUGCUCUGGUUGCUUCUGCGGUUCUUCAGCCAAAGCUUUUCUGGUCAGAGGACCCUUGCAUUCCCCUCCUGCCCGCUUCGCGCAGUCCCAGCCUCUCUCUUGCCGUGCUCCCUGGCAGGGCCCCUUCCUAAGGUCUGCAUGCACCUGCAGGAACUGGGAAGAAAGCAUUUAUUAGGCGCUGUAGCCAUUUGCAUUUAAAAAUGCCUGAGCAUUUAUUCAGCUCCUUGAUGUACGCUGUGGAUUUGGUGUUUGAUCUCAGCUACCUCAUUAAAUGUCUUCUGAAAAGGUG